UCAACUGUAAGCUUCGGUCAUCGUCUGUGCUGCGGUCGCCGGGAGUCUCCUCACUGGGGGCCAGGUCACAACUGUAGCUUCCUGUUGGGAAAAAGGAAAAGUGGAUCUUGCCAGCCUCCCACCUACCCGGCCAGAGCUGGCGAACACGUCCUGUCGCGGUUCCUGGCGCGGGGCGGGACAGGAGCCCCCUCAACGGGGGCAGCCUCGGAAGAACCUGCUGUGGCCAGAGAGAUAGGUGAAAAUAAGUGAGAAAGAAGCAUAUUUGGGAGUCAUCUAACAUGUCACGAAGAAGAUUUGAUUGCCGAAGUAUUUCAGGCAUGCUAACAACAACUCCUCAAACCCCAAUGAAAAUGGAAAACUUUAAUAAUUUCUAUACACUUACAUCUAAAGAACUAGGAAGAGGAAAAUUUGCUGUGGUUAGACAAUGUAUAUCAAAAUCUACUGGCCAAGAAUAUGCUGCAAAAUUUUUAAAAAAGAGAAGAAGAGGACAAGAUUGUCGGGCAGAGAUCCUACAUGAAAUUGCUGUACUUGAAUUGGCAAAGUCCUGUCCCCGUGUGAUUAAUCUUCAUGAGGUUUAUGAAAAUGCAAGUGAAAUAAUUUUGAUAUUGGAAUAUGCUGCAGGUGGAGAAAUUUUCAACUUGUGUUUACCUGAGCUGGCUGAAAUGGUCUCUGAAAAUGAUGUUAUCAGACUUGUUAAACAGAUACUUGAAGGAGUUUAUUAUCUGCAUCAGAAUAACAUUGUACAUCUUGAUUUAAAGCCACAGAAUAUAUUAUUGAGCAGUAUAUACCCUCUUGGGGACAUAAAAAUUGUAGAUUUUGGAAUGUCUCGAAAAAUAGGGAAUGCAUGUGAACUUCGGGAAAUCAUGGGAACACCAGAAUACUUAGCUCCAGAGAUCUUGAACUAUGAUCCCAUUACCACGGCAACAGAUAUGUGGAAUAUUGGUAUAAUAGCAUAUAUGUUAUUAACUCACACAUCACCAUUUGUGGGAGAAGACAAUCAAGAAACGUACCUCAAUAUUUCUCAAGUUAAUGUAGAUUAUUCAGAAGAAACUUUUUCAUCAGUUUCACAGCAGGCCACAGACUUUAUCCAGAGCCUUUUAGUAAAAAAUCCAGAGAAAAGACCAACAGCAGAAAUUUGCCUUUCUCACUCUUGGCUACAGCAGUGGGACUUUGGAAGCCUGUUUCACCCUGAAGAAACUUCAACUUCCUCUCACACUCAGGAUCUUACAGUAAGGUCUUCUGAAGACAAGACAUCUAAAUCCUCUUGUAAUGGAACCUGUGGUGAUCGAGAAGACAAAGAAAAUAUCCCAGAGGAUAGCAGCAUGGUUUCUAAAAGAUUUCGCUUUGAUGAUUCAUUACCCAGUCCCCAUGAACUUGUUUCAGAUUUGCUGUGUUAGCACUUUUACCUUUGACUCACUGGGACUGAAUUUGAAAUUUUUAAUCCACUCCAGUGUGAGAUUGUGGUUUGUAGCCUUCUAUCUGACAUGUUUAUAUUAUAAAUGCAUUUUUUGUAUAGGAGAAUGUAGGGGAGCAUUUUAAUGUUAAAUUGCUGGUUGCUGGCAUAAUCUCCUUCCAUCUUCUAUGGAAAAUGACAUAUUUAAAUAUAUGACAAAAAGUGAAAUUGCCUAUGUCAGCUUACAUAUUAAUGAACAAUUCAUUUUUAGAUGAACUUAUGAAAAUGUUUUACAUGUCAGUAAAAAAGUUUGGGUUAUAUUAUGGUUGAUAAACUGAACAAAAUGAAGAUGUUGGAGUUUAAUCAGUUCUCUCUAAACUGAGUCCUUUAUUAUACCUUUAUUGACAUAAGUUGUUUAGGAAAACAGUGCCAACUUUCAACCAAAAUACACAUUACUUUAUAGAUACUUAAGAGAAAUUACAUUUGAAAAUGUUUUGUAAUUACAAAUAUUUGAAACCAUGUAAGAUUUCUUUUGCAUGUGGUCUGCUAUAUGAUAGAGGCCAUUUAAAUACAGCAAAGGAGUCUAUUAGAAACCUGAUCAGAGGUACUCUCUGUAUGUUGGAGCAGUGAGGAGAGCAGCAUGGCUUCAUCUUUUAACACAGACAUCUUUUGCCUACACGCAACAUACUUCAGACACAAUAAAGUCUGGAAAGCAGAGAAUACAUGGUAGGCAAGUGCAGAGGUUUUCGGUCUGCAGAAUUUCUAGAGAAGGUAUUUAUGUAAAAGUAAGUGAGUUCUGUUUUUAGUAAGCUUAUUGAAUUCCAUGUUUUCUAAGUCUUGGAAUACAAGAUAAUCAUCCAGAGUUUAAAAGAAUGCAUAAAAAAAUCAUAGCACCAGUAGGACUAUUAAUUGAUACAGUGUCAAAGUCAGCAGUAGCAAGAUUGAUAUGAUCAUAAAACAUGAUGACAUCAAGCUCUUCUGAGAUGGCUCAGCAUAAGGCUAUCCAGAGAGAGCCUCUUACUAUGGGCUUUUACUGGAACCAGUGCAGCUAAGUCUAAGGUGAGCAGAAUCAUGGCCAGUGAUUAUAUUCAGUCCCAAUGGGGGAGGACAUGUACUCCUUCUUGGUGAGUUUCUACCUGGUGACAAUUGAAAAAGAAAACUAUUGUAUUAUUAUGUCAGGAUAACUAAUCUUAUGACCAUGUUACCAUUUUAUCAAACAUAUUUGAAAAACUCUGGUAUUCCCCACUUUGAAUCAAAUAUUACUCUAAAAUAUCGAAAUUUUGAUAAGACUGCAAAUUCUUUAGUAAUAACUUAGAAGUCUUUAAUCAUCAGGUCACUUUAUUUAACUAAAUAUUGAAUUCCUUUCAUACCAUCAGCAGUUUUUAAGGAAAAGUUAUUUCUACUUAUAUAUGUGUGUGUGCGCACAUAUUUGUAUACGAAUAAGUAUAUGUAUAUAUAUGUAGAUCGAUAAAACAUAGUUUUUGGACAAUUUUCUCUUAGAAAUUUUUGCUCUAGUAUAUUGUGCUCAACUCAGGUGCCAAAAAAGCUCUUGUCUUAUAUACAUAUAUAUCAUAAAAUUUCUUUGAGAAGCAGUUUGUUGGUCUGAUAAAUUAGACAUUGCAGAAGCUAAAUUGAGCUCUUGUGUAUGUAAAACUGAUGAGUCUAAAUUAUUGAUUGUUCAUUUAUUUGCCUUCAGUAUUAAAAUUAUCUAGAGAAAGCUUAGUAAGUCAUUGGAUAAUGAGGAAAUAUUUACUUUUCCAAAAGACUGUGUUACUAUGUUUUAAGUUUUUUAGAGAAAUUAUGCCAUAACAAAAUAUAAAAAUCAAGAGAUGUUUAAAUUUUGAACUAUAAACUAGUUCUUAAAUAUUUUAUGCCAGCUUUCUUUUUCUCUGGGGAAUCUUAAAAUAGUUUGUUUUUCCUUAAUUAAAAGACUACACAAAGGCAUAAAUUUCCAUGCCUGUUUUCUAACAGUAAGUUUUAUUGUAAGAAAGCAACCAGUGGCUGCACAAGGAAUAUAAAAAUCCAAUCUUCCAAAAGGUGAAGUUAAAUAUUUUCACUGAUUGAAUGUGAAAAUAAGCCAAUCUUUCAAGAGAAUUUAUUAACAAAUGACUCAAUUCUUCCAAGACUGAACACAAAUUUUUAAAAAUAUACCAAAAGCAGAUGAUCCAUCUCACUAAGGUAAAAAUCUAGACAGUUUCUAUGAAAAAACAAAUAUCAGUAACACAUAAAUACAUCUGAAGAGAGCUGUUAAAUCAUGAUAAUUUGGCAAAGUUUAAUUUAUACUAUGAGAAAGAUCCCUGCCAGAUGAGAUUUUAAAAUUAAUGAUGUAUAGAUGAUAAUUAAAAUUGUCAUUUUAUUGUUUUCCCUUCAGUAAAAUUAACCUAAUGCUGAGCAAUGAAAUUAUAAUAGCACUUUAAAAGAAGUACCUGUUCUCCACUCUGUAAGGAGAUAAGGUACAUGUGCCAGACUAUAAAUCAACACAUUGCUUCCUUAUCACAAAAGUCAGUGGCACCAGUGUGAUUAGUGAUGUAAUUGAUUUUCAUUCUGGUACAAGCAUUUUCAUUUUGAAUGGGUCACAAAUAGUUCAUGGGCCAUCCUUUGAUAGCCUUGCUCUAAGCAACAUUUAUAAAUGUUGAUCCUUUAUAACUGUUUACAUUUCUUAUGUUUAUUUUUGAAUUUUCAGUGUGUUAUAUAAUGCGGAAACUUAUCCUUAUUCAUUGUGGUGUAACCAGUUGGUACUUUAAUUGCAAGUUGUACUAAAAUUAUCUGACUUACAAUUUAAGAGAUUAUUAUCAAUUUAUUAUUUCAUAUAGGACUUUGAAGAACAAUAAUUUAUAAAUUUCACACAAAUUCCAACUUCUGUGCCAUCAUAAUCGUGUUGCUUAAGGCAUAUUGGCUGGUAUUAUGAAUACUGUAGUAAAAGAAAAAACUUGUUUAUUAUAAUUAUUCUUCUUGCUAAACAUUAAAAAGCACUUUUAUACA
This is a messenger RNA of Oryctolagus cuniculus (rabbit), 4375 nucleotides long. RefSeq names its product serine/threonine kinase 17b (gene STK17B). Gene Ontology annotation, biological process: protein phosphorylation; intracellular signal transduction; positive regulation of apoptotic process. The record is from RefSeq and is a predicted model, not a curated record. Gene Ontology annotation, cellular component: nucleus. Gene Ontology annotation, molecular function: protein serine/threonine kinase activity; ATP binding. Lineage: Eukaryota; Metazoa; Chordata; Mammalia; Lagomorpha; Leporidae.